UUUUCCACGAAGGAGCCUUCCACUUUUUAAUGAAUAUGAAGAUUCUUACUGUGACUCUGUUUUCAACUUUAGCGAUCCUUUUGAAUUCUAUUGAAAGUUCACAGGCUUGGCUUGGAAGGGGAAGAGCGUCAAAAAUAGAUGUGGAGCCUACAGUCGGUCUCCAUUUUCAUUCAUACGUAGAUACAUCUAAUAAAAUCAUUCCAGUAACUCCAGGAACGAAAGUUACUUUAGGAGUAAGAAAUCUGGUUGGAACAGACUUCAUCGUUGGAAUAGUCAAAGAUAGAGUAAUUUGUCCAAUAAUGGAUGCUGAAGGGAAACAGUUUAUAAUAAACAUGCGUGAACACCGCAAAUUUGUAUUAACUUCUGCUCGUGGUAUUCCUUACGGACACAAGCCUGAGCAUACUAUUGACGCCAUAAUUAAUUAUCCUCCAGCAAUUGAUCACUAUUAAUAAAAAAUUGUUAAUUAAGCAAUAUAUUUGGAACAAAUGUGUAUUGGAUUGUGGUUUUCAAUACCAGAACAAAAAACGACUAUACUAGUGAAUCAAACAUAUAAUUAAACUGCUCGAUUAUUUGGGCUAUAAUUCAAAAGAUUCUGGUUGUUAAUGUAAAAUGGUUGUU
Molecule: messenger RNA, 618 nt
Organism: Belonocnema kinseyi
Lineage: Eukaryota; Metazoa; Arthropoda; Insecta; Hymenoptera; Cynipidae
Exons: 2
Coding region: 30-449 (139 amino acids)
Source: RefSeq, a predicted model, not a curated record